GCCUGGAGGACUACAACUCCCAGCAUCCCCCGCGCGCCGCCAGCCGCCGGCCCCGCGGUUGCCCCCCGGUGCCCGCCCCGAGCGAUGGAGGCGGAGGCGGACGCCGGCUCCGUGCUCUCGGGCGGGGAGGGGGCGGCGGCGGCUGGCGCGGGGCCCGCCGAGGAGGAGCGGGAGAUGGAGGGAGCCCCCAGCUGCUCGGGGUCGCGCCCCGUCCCCUUCGAGUUCGAGCGGAGCCGCUCCGAGUCCAGCGGCGACGACGAGGAGGAGGAGGAGGACGACGACGAGGACGAUGAGGAGGAGGAGGAGGAGGAGGAGAUGGAGGAAGAGGAGCUCGAAGGGGACCCCGGGGCACGCUUCGGGACGGACGACGGCGAGCUCGACUCGGACGACGACCGGGAGCGGAUGAUCAACCUGGCAGAGUUGACCCCUUACAUCCUCUGUUCCAUCUGCAAAGGUUACUUUAUCGAUGCUACAACUAUUACAGAGUGUCUGCACACCUUUUGUAAAAGCUGCAUAGUGAGACACUUCUACUAUAGCAACAGAUGUCCAAAAUGCAAUAUAGUUGUACAUCAGACACAGCCCCUUUAUAAUAUCAGGCUGGACCGGCAGCUACAAGACAUAGUCUAUAAAUUAGUUGUCAAUUUAGAGGAAAGAGAAAAAAAGCAAAUGCAUGACUUUUAUAAAGAAAGAGGAUUAGAAGUGCCCAAACCAGCUGUCCCACAGCCAGUUCCAGCGAGCAGAGGAAGACCUCGAAAAGUUCUGGGCUCUGUGUUCCGGAUCCCACCAGAGCUUGACAUCUCAAUACUUCUGGAAUUCAUCGGCCUUUGGAGAAGAAGUUUGUGCGUGUUUCAGGAGAGGCAACAAUUGGACAUGUGGAGAAGUUCCUCAGAAGAAAAAUGGAUCUGGACCCUGCUUGUCAGUGGAAAUGCCCAACUGGGGCUGAACCAAACCGUCUUCUCUGAUCCAAAAGUAGACAUAAUAUGUGGUGAUCACCUACUAGAACACUACCAGACGCUGAGGGAAAUCCGGCAAGUCAUAGGAGAAAGUGCUGUACAGGAUGGCUUACUUGUACUGCACUAUGGCCUCGUGGUGUCUCCGCUAAACGUAACCUAGAUUGCUAAUACAUCAGAAGGUGAAAGAAUGCAAAGUCCUCAAGCUUCUUCACUGCUGUUUCUAACCAAAGAAGGCCAUCGUGUUUUCUGUGACAGGAAGCAAGUAAAAGGAACCACUGCUAACUGCUGUAUGCUUGUAAUUUAACAUCGGACUUUAUCACUGUUUAAAAAAAAAAAAAGCUUCUGUAGGUACAGCUGUGGAUGUUGCUAUGCUAUGCUUUGUGUUAAAAAUGACUGUCUUAAAAUUUCACUCAGCUCAGGGACUUUAAACGCUCAGAGUUGCUGCAUUUCUUUAAAUACUUCCUAAAACCACAAGAUCUCAUGGGGUGAGCAGCCCUUUUCCUCUAAGCUAUGGGAUUUUGCUUACUUUCUAAGUGUCUAGCUAGAAUAGUGCUCUCAGGGAUGAUCUUCAGUGGGCAGUAUAAUGUAUUCUGGGGAAGAGACAGUCAUUUGGUAGAAAAAAGUGAAUGGUGAUCAUUUGUCUUCAGACGUGAUUUAGGGAGAAGGGAACUCUUGAAAUACAGACCAAAAUAGGUAGAAAAUAAUGUAUCACAAACAUUUUUUCCAGAAGUAGCAUUAAAUUUACUUGUUUUUCUUGAAGAAAAACAAUUUUGUUUGCACUGGAGAUAAAUUUGCUAGUAGCUUGACUUAUACCAAAUGGUGGAUCGUGCAUCUCCACUCUUAAUGGAGAUGAGCUGGCUGUAAGCUGUUUAAACUAUGCAUGGAAAAGAAAACGUAGCACCUCUUUCUACCUGCUUGCUGUAUUUACAAUAAUCACUGUCAGCUUGAUUCUGCUGUCAUGUAAAAUCUGUCAAAUGACUUGACUAGCAAAAACACAGGUUCUUUAAUUUUAGCACCCAUCUUUCUAGCAGCAGUGAAAAAAUAGUAGCUUUUUCCACGCCUUCUAAUGUGUAUUAGUGCAGACCAGGUUUGAGUAUGUUAAAUAACAUAAUACGUGCCUAUUACUACUACCAGAUUCCCAGAGGACAAUAGAUACCUUUUUUUAAAAAAAAAAUAAUAAUAACGUAAAAAUGCUAGGGUUUUGUGAUAAUUAUAUCUCAAGUUCUGUGUAAGAUUUCUAUUGUUUCUUGUGCAGCAUUAAGGAUCAGAGCUUUGUAUGUUACAGUCUUGCUGUGCUCUCAGUCAUAAACAUGGGAGAGAUCUGUGAAAGCUGCUGUUAGGUACCAGGCUCCCUUGAUGGUCAAUGUAGUAAAGGGGGUGGAGAUCCCUUUGUAAGGCAUUUCAGAGUGCCUAAGCUAGCUCAAAAGCAUUUGCUCCCUGUCAUAUUCACUGCUAUGCUGUCAACCUAGGAAUACUGGGAUCUUUUGUCUAAAAAAAGCUUUCAUGAAUCCUUCCUCAGGUCUUUUCAAUAAAUGUUCAGUUUUGCCUGUGAAGAUCACACCAUAAGAUAAAGUCUUAGUGGAAGUAAUUCCCGUGAUGCUUCUAAAAAAAUUAACAAACAUUUAUAACUAUGGUUUCCUAUUUUACUUUCAAAGUUUGUACAAACUUAGUGUUUAAAAUGCAGCAGAAAAUGGGAUUAUUUUGUAAACACUUUGUGAGUUGUGUUGAUAAGAGAUUAUAUAUUGUAACAGUAAAAUAAAGUUUAUUUUAGCCAAUUUUAAA
Messenger RNA from Anas platyrhynchos (mallard), 2735 nucleotides. The record is from RefSeq and is a predicted model, not a curated record. Lineage: Eukaryota; Metazoa; Chordata; Aves; Anseriformes; Anatidae.